AUGGCGAAUCAUCUUGCUUUGACGGACGAUGUUAACCAAAUUACCCGUAAAUUCCAGGAUCUAGAAGCGAGCAGUUCAACCUCCCUUCACCGUAAUAGUUCCCCACAUCAACAAAACUUUCAGUCUCUUCCUCCUAAUGUUGAUAUUGAACCUGAGAAUAUGACUUAUGAGGAGAGUCGAUCGGAAAUGUCAGCAAAGGAUUGUCGAAGACAAGAAUCAGUCAAAUACCAACUCAUAAGUACGGGGAGACCUCAUGGUUUAAAAAGAAAAACCAUGCUUCCGAAAAUACUCAGUGUUCGAUAUGUCUUCUCGAAUUCGUCAAGGGAAAUACGCUAUCGACUUUGCCAUGUGCUCAUAUCUAUCAUAAGGAAUGCAUUUCACUAUGGUUGGAACAAAACAAGAUUUGCUGCGUUUGCAACUCAGAGAUUGAACGAUAGUGUCGUGCCAAGGUUUUUUGGGGGCUAA
Arabis nemorensis is the source of this 465-nucleotide messenger RNA. Lineage: Eukaryota; Viridiplantae; Streptophyta; Magnoliopsida; Brassicales; Brassicaceae. The record is from the annotation of a GenBank genome assembly.